AUGACCAAGUGCGCUCGGGGGAACAAGCAGGGGAAGGAUGCAUUUAAAGCUGGAUGUGUGCUGCAUUCAGGGAGAUUCGGCAAUAAUAGCAGCUCUAGCAGAAACAGCGAGUGCGGAGGGCCUGGGAAGCACCCAGCCCCACUAUCUCCUCCUUUUCCUCCCCCCCUGCAGGACCAUGCUUGCGUGAGGGAUGAGGCUGUGCACAGGGACACCAGGCCAGAGCUGCGGCCUACUUCUCACAAGAGCCGGUCUCUCGACUGCAAGAUCUGUGAACACAUUGCCACCAUCAAAUCAGCAUCUUUGGUCAUCAGGUAGAUCCAGGAGCAUGAGCAGGACUUUGAGCUGCGGGAGCAGAUGUCUGGGUAUAAGCGCACACGGCGGCAGCACCAGAAGCAGCUGAUCGCCCUGGAGAAUAGGCUAAAGGCCGAGAUGGAUGAGCAUAGGCUCCGGCUGCAGAAAGAAUUAGAGACACAUGCGAACAACACUUACAUUGAGCUGGAAAGACUGGCCAAACGACAUGCUGCUCAAACAGACAAAGAGAUUAAGUCUGUUGCAGCAGAAGAGAGGAGGAUCCAGCAACAGAUUGUUGCUCAGCAAAAGAAAGAGCUGGCUAAUUUCUUAGAGAAUCAGAAGAAAGAGUACAGGUUUUGCAAAGACAAGAUCAAAGAAGAGAUGAGCGAAGACCCUUGUACACCCAAGGAUGAGAAGUAUGAGCGUCUGUCCAGGCACAAAGAAACAAUACAGCGCUCUCAGGCUGAGGAGGAGUCUCUCCUGCUGGACCAGCAGAGGCUGGUCUACGAACGCAGCUGCAGGGCCCUCAAACGCCGGAGUCUGGUCAGGAAGCACGAAUUUGAACAGGAGCAACUGAGAGAGGAGCUGAACAAGAAGGGGACCCAGAAGGACAUGGAGCAUGCCCUGAUGAUCCGGCAGGACGAGUCCACGCAGGACAUGGAGCGGCGGCAGCUGCAGAUGCUGCAGAAGUUACGCACUGAACUCAUGAGGCUGCAGCACCAGACCGAGCUGGAGAACCAGGAGGAGUACAACGGCCGGCGGCAGAGAGAACUACACAGGAAACACACUCUGGAGCAGCGGCAGCAGCCCAGAAACCUCAAGAUGCUGGAGAUGCAGAUCAAGAGACAGUUUCAGGAUACGUGCAAGGUGCAGAACAAGCAGUACAAAGCUCUUAGGAACCAUCAGCUGGAGGUCUCCCCCAAAGGCGACCACAAGAGCAUCCUGAAGAGCCUGAAAGAGGAGCAGACACGCAAGCUGGCCAUCCUGGCUGAGCAGUACGAGCAGAGCAUCAACGAGAUGAUGGCGUCACACGCGAUGCGAUUAGACGCGGAGCAGGAAGCGGAGUGCCAAGCUCUGAAGCAGCAGCUGAAGCAAGAGAUGGAGCUCCUGGACGCCUACCAGAGGAAAACCAAGUCACAGAUGGAGACCCAACAUGAGCGAGAGCAGCAGAAACUUGAGCAGAAGGUCUCCAUACGCAGAGCGCACCUUGAACAGAAGAUUGAAGAGGAACUGGUCGCGCUUCAGAAGGAGCGCACUGAAAGGAUCAAGCACUUGUUUGAGCGUCAGGACAGAGAAAAUCACACUUUUGACACAGAAAGUAGAUGUCUCGGCUUUGGAAGCCUGGGAUCUCUGGACUUCCCCAAAGAAGACUCCAGAUGAAAGUGGAUUUAUCUUUAGAGGACAACAUAUCCGUGCCCUUUUCGCAUCCACUUGACCGUUUGUCACGUCCACAGUGGCAAAGCUGGAUAACUUUCUCUAUUGCUUUUCUUCUCUCUUAGAUAUUGCAUCUUUGAACGGAGGUGUUACGUGCAAUGAGAACUUCUUUUGUGAAACUUGAAGGGGGAAAUAAAACAAAAAUAAUCUACAACAACAUGUCAAUAAAAAGCAAACCUAGUCAAUGUAUCUCAAAAACGUAUGUGUUAAAAAUAACAGACUCUUUCCUCCAUGCCAUUUCCUUCUUUUUUGGUAUGAAUUGAAUAAUUCAGGAAAUUUUAGUAAAAUUGGCACUUUGAUAUGUUUAAGUAGAAACCAGAAACCCAUCAUGUUCGUAUGAUGCUUAAUGUGUGCUACGUGGAGGGACAUUGUGGAAUGUGAGCUGCGGACUCCCCCGUGGUGUUAAGCUGCUUUUUCUUUUUUUAUUGAUUUUAUUAUAUUUUGUUUCUUUUUUUAUUUUAUGCUCUGAAUGUGAAUAUUACUGUAUGGGGUCACUGGAUAAAGUCAGAGUUUAUUCAUUUGUAAAUGUUUUUGUUCAUACUUCCAUAUUGUGCUUAUGCAUACAGUAUACUGUGGUCUCUCACUUUACUAGGCAACAGCUCUUAUCUUUUUUUCAUUUAUUUGAUAUGUAGAAUCAAUUGGCAUCAGCUUGAUCAACCCUUAUCACAAUACAAGAUCCCACUUGGUAAAACUGCUUAUUAUUGCAUGCACUUUAAGGACAAAUUCAGGUUGUGAAGUGAAGCAUGAAUCUGUCAGAGAUUUUAGCUGUUUGUAAAUAAAAGCAUUUUUUUGUUUUUGUUUUAAGCCUAUGGAUACUGAACAUAAGCGCCAUAUUUGAUAUGAUAAUUUCACAAAUGCCUUUAUUUAAGUUGUGCCUGAAGCAGAUUUUAGUUUCCGUGUUUGUUAUAUCUAUAUUUUAUUUACUGAGGCCGGCACCAUUUUGUUUUGGUUUCAUCUAAAUAUGUGAAUCAUUUAAUGUUCACUAAUCAGAGUUCUUGUAAAGGAAAAUGGUGAGAAUUGUGCUGUAUAACUUUUGAUAUGAAUAUUUGUACAUGAGAAUAUAGCUAGAACAUACAGAGAUACUGGUCUAUUACUGAUAACAGAGCUUAACGAUAAAGACUUUUGCUUCGUUUUUGUUUUAUAAUAUAGAGAUAUGGUCAUACAAUAGCUCAAUAUAUUGUCAAAUCACUAGACUCUCAGAUUGUAUAAAUGCUGGUGGAUGGAACCACAGACUUCUUAUAAUAUCAGCACCACAAUCUUUCAUGGAGCGACGGUUCUACAAAAGCAAACACAACAUGUGGGUCCAGAUUGCAUUUGAGUAAAUAGUGUCUAAUGAUCAGAUUUACAUAUUUUUUGCCAUGUUCACUAUGGUCAUUGAACAGGUUGCACAAUGUUUCCAUUUGUACUGAAUGGAAAGAUAAUUGUUUGGUGCUUAAUUUCUAAUACCACCUUUAGCCUUGUAGUUUUUUGUCUUGGAGAGACGAUUGAUUUUUACAAAAUGUAAAGCAUUUUGAAAACCCCUCUGAGUCAAAACACUACUAAGUUUUUCAAACACUCAUGACAUAUUAAGAGUACCCCAUGCAGUGAAACCCUCUAAAAAUGAAGUAUAUGUAUGAGAAAAUAAAUACUAUUUUAUCA
Molecule: messenger RNA, 3363 nt
Organism: Notothenia coriiceps (black rockcod)
Lineage: Eukaryota; Metazoa; Chordata; Actinopteri; Perciformes; Nototheniidae
Gene: taok3b
Product: TAO kinase 3b
Exons: 9
Biological process (GO): regulation of cytoskeleton organization; protein phosphorylation
Cellular component (GO): cytoplasm
Molecular function (GO): protein serine/threonine kinase activity
Source: RefSeq, a predicted model, not a curated record